This is a messenger RNA of Anoplopoma fimbria (sablefish), 2487 nucleotides long. Its product is annotated as neurotrypsin. Lineage: Eukaryota; Metazoa; Chordata; Actinopteri; Perciformes; Anoplopomatidae. The coding region runs from base 1 to 2487 and encodes 828 amino acids. Gene Ontology annotation, biological process: proteolysis. Gene Ontology annotation, cellular component: membrane. Gene Ontology annotation, molecular function: serine-type endopeptidase activity. The transcript is spliced from 14 exons. The record is from RefSeq and is a predicted model, not a curated record.
AUGGACCGGAACAUCGUCUCCCGCUGCUGUGUGUUGCUGGCCCUGUGCGCGUCUGCAGAGGUCACUGAAGGUGGAUACUUGGAUGUUAUGCAGAGUGCAGUUCACCUCUCCUGUUCAGAAGGAUUUACAGAACUGGGCUACUAUAACGGCUCAGUUUCCCAAACGGACUCAGGCUCUCCCUGCCUGAAGUGGACAGACUUCCCAGACUACAUGCGUCAGUACCCGGGCCGAGGCCUAGGGGACCACAGCUACUGCCGAAACCCGGACCGAGAGGUUAACCCCUGGUGCUUCAUCAGGCAGAGCUCCGGGGCCAUCGGCUGGGCCUACUGCGACUGCCAUCAGGGUGCCGCCAGAUUGGCAGGGGGGUCAUCAGGCAACCGCGGGCGUCUGGAGGUCUAUCUGAAUGGCCAGUGGGGGGCAGUAUGUGACACACACUGGACUGACCGUGAUGCCAGCGUCAUAUGCAGACAGCUUGGACUGGGUGAGAUCGGGACAGCCCUGCAGCAUUCUUACUUCGGCCCGGGUUCUGUCUUCCACUAUGAGCGCCUGGGUUGCCGUGGGAAUGAGAAUUCCCUACUGGAGUGCCGGAGCAGGAAGUUUGUCACCAGCGACUGUAACCAUGGCAACGAAGCAGGGGUGGUUUGUGCUGAGCCUGAAGGCACUGGCAUCCCUUUGAGGCUGGUGGGAGGCCUGGAGGACUUUGAGGGCCGUGUGGAGGUGUACCGUGAUGGCAAGUGGGGAACCAUCUGCGAUGACCAGUGGGAUGACACUGAUGCUGAGGUGGUGUGCCGACAGUUGGGACUGGGGGGCGUGGCCAAGGCGUUUACAUGGGCCCACUUUGGCCAGGGCGUUGGUCCCAUCUUCCUGGAUGGGGUUCAGUGUUCAGGAAAUGAACUCUCUCUAGAGGAGUGUCCUCAUAACACCUGGGAGCAACACAACUGUGACCACAUUGAGGACGCAGGGGUGUCUUGCAACCCAUACACAGACGGUGCAGUUCGUCUGAUGGGAGCAGACAGCCGCUGGGAGGGUCGCGUGGAGAUUUAUCACCGGGGAGACUGGGGCACUGUGUGUGACGACAACUGGACUGAGCUCAACGCCCAGGUAGUGUGUAGACAGCUGGGCUUCAGGGGCCGAGCGAGGGUGGCUCCUGACGGGGUGUGUGAAGAAGGUCGCGGGCUGAUCCUGCUGGACGAGGUGCAGUGUCGGGGGACAGAGAACAGUUUACUGGCCUGCAGCCACUCUAAGUUGGGCCAACACGACUGCUCCCACAGUGAGGAUGUAGGUGUCCUCUGUGAGCGGGGAGGUGAUACCAAUGAGAUACCAGGCCUUUCCACUCCUAUUGGCCCUCUGGUGCGUUUGGUUGCUGGAGAGAGCAGAAAGGAGGGAAGAGUUGAGGUCUUCAUUAACGGCCGGUGGGGAAGCGUGUGUGAUGACGACUGGAAUGAUGUCAAUGCAGCUGUAGUCUGCAGACAGCUGGGAUUCACUGGUGCUGCUAAAGCUCGAUCCAUGGCGUACUUCGGUGAGGGUCAAGGUCCCAUCCAUCUAGACAACGUUCGGUGCUCGGGUACUGAGCUGUCCCUCGGUCAGUGUCCAGCCCUGGGUGAAGACAGUCAGGACUGUCGCCACAGUGAGGAUGCAGGUGUUAUCUGUGACUACACUCUGGAUCCCGUGGGAGAUGCCGCUGUGGCAAUGCAGACCUGCGGCAUGAGACUCAAUAACCAGCGUCGCCGACGCCGGAUCAUAGGAGGAGAUAAGUCACUGAGGGGUGAGUGGCCCUGGCAGGUGUCUCUGUGGCUCAGGUCUCAGUCUAAAGGAGGUCAUCCUCUGUGUGGAGCGUCACUCAUCAACUCCUGCUGGGUUGUGACCGCUGCCCACUGCUUCAAGAGGUUUGGCAGAGACCCGACCCGCUACGUGUUGCGCCUGGGUGACUACCAUACGGAGGAGCAGGAUGACUUUGAACGCACCCUGUCACCUGAACGCAUCGUUAUCCACAGAAAGUACCACAGUCAGGGCUGGGAGUAUGACAUCGCCCUGCUGCGGCUCAAAGGCACAGAGGGAAACUGUGUGGCAUUCAACCCUCACACCAGCGCCGUGUGUCUGCCAGAGCCGGGGAACAAGUGGGUGAAGAGGCCGGCUGCCUGUGUGAUCACCGGCUGGGGCAUCACAGACUCCGAGUACUCCCGGACCCUUCUCCAGGCCUGGGUCCCCCUGCUCCCAGCCUGGAGGUGUAAGAAGCGUUACAACGACCGCUUCACCAGCCGCAUGCUGUGUGCUGGGAGCCUGUCUGAGCGCCACCGUGUGGACAGUUGCCAGGGGGACAGUGGUGGUCCGCUGGUUUGCCAGGGGGAAGGGGGCCGUUGGGUGCUGACAGGGGUCAUCUCCUGGGGUCACGGUUGUGGCAACCCCUCAUUCCCUGGAGUGUACACUCGUGUUAGCAGGUUCCUGCGAUGGAUUGACAAGGUCACCAACAAGCCCUACAAAACCUGA